AUGGACGGCAGCGUAGCCACCCUUGCCAGGGUGUCUGCCUGUCUGUCCUCCGUGGUGUCUGUGGACCUGUCAGAGAACCCAGCAGUGACCUCAGUUGUCAGGCAGCCGGACCCUGGGACAACUCUAGUUUGGGCUCCUGUCAGAACAGGUCCAGACCUGUGGCUGUGGCUGUGCUCACAGAAGCUCAACAAACUGGACCGUGAGGGCGCUGCAGCAGACAUGGGGCCAGAGGAGUCUCUUUACCAAACCCCCAACACGACUUUACUCUUCACAUCUCUACCACCGCAAAUCAAGAAGACAUCUCUGGUCCUCCUUGCCCUCUGUCUGCUGGCUUGUUCAGUUUGGGAGAUCCAUGGGCAACGCCAAGAGGUUGACCCUGAUGACGAAGUAGUGGAAGCACAGCCGGAAAAGCACAUGGAGCAACAGCUAAAGGGAACCUGCUGGGUGUGUAAGUGGGCACUGAACAAAGUGAAGAAAUCCAUCCCCACUUCCUCUAGCCCGGAGGAGCUAAAGCGGACACUAUUGUCCGUUUGCGAUAAUGUUGGCUUCCUAAAAUCUUUGUGUAAAGUCCUGGUGAAAAAACACUUGUGGGUGCUGAUUGAGGAGCUUAGCACAAGCGAUGACGUGAGGACCAUCUGCGUUAACAUUAAGGCCUGCAAACCAAAGGAAGUUUUGGACCUGACUACUGACCAAGCAGCCAGUAUCCAGAUUCCAAAGUGA
Messenger RNA from Coregonus clupeaformis (lake whitefish), 720 nucleotides. RefSeq lists its product as uncharacterized. Gene Ontology annotation, biological process: defense response to bacterium. The transcript has 8 exons. The coding region runs from base 1 to 720 and encodes 239 amino acids. The record is from RefSeq and is a predicted model, not a curated record. NCBI's taxonomy places the organism in Eukaryota, Metazoa, Chordata, Actinopteri, Salmoniformes, Salmonidae.